AUGGCAAACCACGUCUCCAAAGCCUCCAUGGCAAAUCGCCACGGCGCUGCAUCCUCCAAUGUCGGCUCGGGACAGCUGUACGUCGACGGCGAUCAACGCGUCGACUCGCAGGCCGAGAUCCGGGAGAGGGAGAGGUACAAGGAGGGACAGACGGGCAGUCAUAUGGCCAACGACUCCAGUUCGUCCACCCACGUUCUGUUCAAGGACGAUCGAUCAAUUGCCAACCGUCUCGCCCGCGAAGAGCAAAGGGCGCGGAAAGGCGAGCAGGAUCAGCCGGUUGACCGGGAGGCAGAGUUGAGUAAGAAGGAUCCUACGUUGCCGGCCAAGAACCACGGCAACAAACCCUCCAAGGGAGCGCAAAUCGAUGCCGAGUUGAAAGCUGAAGAUGAGCAGAGGCUCCGGGAGAAAAGAGGGAAAUAA
Talaromyces proteolyticus is the source of this 420-nucleotide messenger RNA. RefSeq lists its product as uncharacterized. The transcript is spliced from 3 exons. Bases 1 to 420 code for a protein of 139 amino acids. The record is from RefSeq and is a predicted model, not a curated record. NCBI's taxonomy places the organism in Eukaryota, Fungi, Ascomycota, Eurotiomycetes, Eurotiales, Trichocomaceae.